AGGUUCAAAAGAAUGGCAUAACGAAUCUGUUUGGAUGAAGGAUAGGCGCGAAUUUUCUUGAAAAUUCGUUGAUUGGUCAAAGCGAGUAGUCGCGCGUGGUACUCGCAAAUAGUGGGGUGAAGAAAGAGAUAUUGUCGUUUACCGUCAACGCCAGAGAGCGCUACGGUCGCGCGUCGUUCUUUGUUUCAUUUAGACGAUCAGUUCGUCUCGUCCAGUAGCGCAGAGAGGCCGGUCGAACAAGAAAUUUUCGAGAAAACGAGGGGUGUCAAAGCUAUUCUUAAUAGUUCCAACGGCGCCGAACGUUACCCCGACGCUCAAAAGACGACGCGCAUUCUCCGCGACAUGCUAGGACGGACGUGAAGCUGUUCAGUAAACUCGUUGCGAUCGAUUCGCAAAUCAUAUCCCUGGAAAUAAAACGCGUAUUCGCGUAGUGUAAAAUAGUGUGCAAAGUGUGCGAGAGGAGAAAGGCAUUGGAGGUGAACAAGAAGAAAAGGAAUAGAAAGAAGAAAGUGCCGGAGGUGGAGGAGGAAGAGGAGGAAGAAGAAGAAGAAGAGGAAAAGAAAGUUGCGGUGGCGGUGGUGUAGAACGAAGAAGAAGACGAGGAAGAACGAGCGCGGAACUACGUUUAGAUAGCGGCGGUAGCAUCGGUAUACCGAAGGUGUCGAAUCGUUGAACGGGCGGACCCAAGGAUUCGCCGUCUCUCGCUCCUGUCUCUUUCCCCCCUUCCUUCUGUCUUUCUCUCUCUCUCUCUCUCUCCCUCCGUGUGUGUAUGUGCGCGCGCGCGUGUGUGUGUGUAUGUGUGUGAUGUGAGAGAGAGAGUGCGCGCGUGUGUGUCUUUUUCUCGUACCGUUUCACGUCACUAAGUCGCUCAUCGGCUGGCUUGCCGGUGUCGAAGAGAUACGGAACGUGCUUGUUCUCGUCCUUGUUUGUUCUUGUCCUCGAGGAAGGAAGAGAAAAAGGAAACGUACGAAACGGAAGAGAAAAGGAAGGAAGAAAGAGAAGAAAAGCAGUGCUGCAGGAUAGAAGGUGGCGUAGUGCGAGUUGGAUCAGCCGGCAUCAUCCACCCUUUCUCGUUCUCUCUUCGUAAAAGUUAUUGGACGCAACGGGAGGGGGGCCGCCCUUUUACGCUAGAGUCUUCGUUUCUCGCGCGUGCUACGGAACCUCCAGCGUCUCCACCAUCACCUGCUUCUUCUCUUCCUCCUCCUCCCCCUCCCCUUCCAUCAUCACCUCCUCCUAUUCCUCAUCCACCUCCUCCACCACCACCACUACUACCACCACCACCUUCAUCACUUCGUCUCGUCUCGAAAAAAUAUAUCCUUCCUUCUUCUCCCUCCUUCCCCUCUCUCCCAUCGAUCGAGCAGUGCAUGUGAGAGAGUGCGCCGCGUCGAGUUUCUUCUCGUCCGGCGCGCGUUUGUUUGUGCUACAACGAAACGGGGUUAACGGCGAAUCCAACGACGACGGCGGUGGUAGUGACGACGCAACGAGUUCUGCUUACGUCGGAGACGGUGGAGAGUUUCGGAGUAGGAUACGGCCAGGGUGCAGGCACAAGCACAGGCGACUGGAUGAAACCACCGGGGGAUCUCUUUCUUUACUGCGACAUGAAGGAUCUGGGAGCCGAUAUGAUCGCUCCCUCGGCAAAAAAGCUCUGGGGUGUGGACGAAGGCGGCUCCAAGGACGAGGGUGGCGUAAAAGGUGGUGGGAUACUUCACCUGGGAGACCACCAAAUGUGGCGAGAUUCUACUUGGAGCACCUCAGAUCAUGCAGUGUCACAACCAAUAUCAAUGGGUACGGGUAGACGUGUGGGUGUUGGGACCGGAUAUCAUCAUCAAACUUCAGAAGUUGGGACAGUUCUUAGUCCUAGAAGCAGUGAAACGGGUGGAUUGGGAGUUAAAAUGGUUGAAUAUGUUCUUGGUUCAAGUCCCACAACACCGAAAGAUUUAGAACCUCGAAUGGUCUCUCUUAGAUUGAAUACGGACACAGAUAAAAAGGAAAAAGACAAAGGAUCUGCUAGUCCUUUUGAUAGUUCGAAGGAUGAUACUGGUCCACAAGGAAAUGGAUUAGCAUCACAGAAUGGUCUCGAUGAUGAUAAAGGUUUCAAUCGUACACCAGGUAGUCGUCAACCAUCCCCGGGUGAAGAAGAAUUUCAAAAAAAUGCUGCAGCAACGUUAGCAGUGAGUGCUGGCGGUGGUGGUGUAGUUUUGUUAAAACCAGGUGUCGAUGUUGUUGGAAGCGAGGAACAUUUUAUGGCAGCGUUUGCUCCUGCACCACCACAUCAUCUUCAACAUCAUCAGGCACCACCUACGCAUCAUCUACAACAUCCUCAUUCUCACGCGGCACAACUUUUUGGGGCGCAGGCGCCACCACCCCCGCAAGCUCCACCACCCUCUCAGCAACAACAACAACAGCAAGGCCCUCCUCAACCACAAGACACUACAACUCAUUUUGAUGUACAGCAAUUGUUUCGCAGUCAGCCGCAAGGCGCAACGCCGCAACAAUUACAAUUGCUACAACAGCAACAGCAACAGCAACAACAACAACAAUAUCUGGCUGCGUCUCAGGCUCAACAGCAGCAGCAACAGCAACAACAGCAACAACAAAAUUUUCCCACGGCACCGUACACCGUUAUAAGUGGACAAGAACCAUACGUAGGAGCUUUGAUAGCUGGUGCACCGCCACCAGUGGUACCUCAGUAUUAUGGAGUUGGCCCAUGGGUUUAUCCCGCUGGUCUACUACCGCAAGCACCUCCGCAAGCUGCGGCCCCACCACCACCGAGACGACCGUUAACACCUUCCUCGGCAGCGGCCGCGGCGGCUGCGGCCCAAGACACCGCAAAUAAUUUGGCACAAACGGUUCAAGGUCAAUAUCAGGUUAUACCAGCUUAUUACGAUCAAAAUGGAUCCAUAGUUAUGGGCGGUGUACGCGGCCUUAGUUCCGCGGCAACUCCGAUGAGAUUAGUCAGCCCAGCACCCGUUCUAGUGAACAGAGCUCCUUCUCAACCACCUCCUGGACCACCUGCUCCUCCACCACCGAGUCUUUAUUCACAGGCGACCCCGACAUCGCAUAGUAAUGCCACGCCUGGUGAAUGUUUAGGUCUGGCAGCGUGCAGCGCAGCAGCGGUUGUUGCGCAAGCUCAAGCAGUUGCCGCACAACAGGCACAACAACAAGGAUCAGGACUUGCCGCAGGUCUGGCGGCUUUAGGAUAUGGAGGUUCUCCUCUUGGAGCAUUGGGCUCACCUGCCCAACUUCAAACAACAGGUUUGGGACUUGGAGCAUCAUCGACAGGAAGAAGGGAUUCCUUCGAUAGGAAUACAUCGGCAUUUAGCCCAAGUUUGGAAUACAGUCGAGCGAAAUGGCCACAAAGUUAUGGAGCUCUUGGUACAGUAACGGCUUCGCCAAGUCCAUUAGGAUUAUCUUUGACUCCACCACCAACUUUAGGAGGAUCCUUGGGUGGACUUGUAGGAGGUGCGAAUCGAGUAUCAGCUGCUCCAGGUGCCGAAGCUAAAUUCCGUGCAAGCGCUGUACCAGCAUUAACAGCUAAUGGUGUAUUCGGUUCGAGCAGUUCUCUUUUCCCAAAUUUGGUCGGUAAAGCAGGCCGUACCGGAGCUACGAAUAUCGGGGAUAAAAAUGCUGGAGGUCGAUCUCGUCUUUUGGAGGAUUUUAGAAAUAAUCGAUUCCCGAGUCUUCAAUUACGUGAUUUGGUUAAUCAUAUCGUUGAGUUCAGUCAAGAUCAACAUGGUUCACGUUUCAUUCAACAAAAGUUAGAACGUGCUUCUGCCAGCGAGAAACAUCUCGUAUUUCAAGAGAUACUUGCUUCUGCUUAUUCUCUUAUGACAGACGUUUUUGGGAAUUAUGUCAUACAAAAGUUCUUUGAAUUUGGAACGCCCGAACAAAAAUCUACUUUAGCGCAAAAGGUUCGAGGCCAUGUGUUACCUUUGGCACUACAGAUGUAUGGCUGCAGAGUAAUACAAAAGGCUCUUGAAUCUAUUGGGCCGGAACAGCAACAAGAAAUUGUACGAGAAUUAGAUGGGCACGUAUUGAAAUGCGUUAAAGAUCAAAAUGGAAAUCACGUUGUUCAAAAAUGUAUCGAAUGCGUCGAACCAAGAGCAUUACAGUUUGUUAUCGGUGCAUUUGCUGGACAAGUUUAUUCAUUGAGUACUCAUCCGUAUGGAUGUAGAGUAAUUCAACGUAUAUUGGAACAUUGCACUCCUGAACAAACACAAGGGAUUUUACAAGAAUUGCAUGCCGCCACCGAUCAGCUUAUACAAGAUCAAUAUGGUAAUUACGUCAUUCAGCAUGUACUCGAGCAUGGAAAGCCAGAGGAUAAAACACAAUUGAUUAGUAGCGUCAGGGGUAAAGUACUUGCACUAUCACAACACAAAUUUGCAAGCAAUGUUGUGGAAAAAUGUGUUACCCAUGCUACGAGACAGGAACGCGCCGUUCUCAUUGAAGAAGUUUGCGGUUUUAAUGACAACGCGCUCAAUGUUAUGAUGAAGGAUCAAUACGCUAAUUACGUGGUACAGAAGAUGAUAGAUGUGGCAGAGCCUGCACAACGUAAAGUGUUGAUGCACAAGAUUCGCCCGCAUUUAGGAAGUCUCCGCAAGUAUACGUAUGGCAAGCAUAUAAUCGUUAAAUUAGAGAAAUUCUUCAUGAAGACAGCAUCCGCUAUGGGAGUAUCAACGCCAGCUGGUGCCUCGAAUAAUAGCGGAGAUCUUGGACCGAUCGGACCUCCAGCAUCCGCUGCUGGUACUGUUUCUACGCCGGCGCAACAGUCCACGCAGGUUUUAUAAGCGCACGAUUUUUGAAACUCUCUUCUCUCCCCCCCCUCCCACCAAAUAAGCAAAAAAUUUUCACAUGCCCGACACCACCAUACUUUACGGUAAACAUCGACUAGGCUCAUCAUUCUACAUUUAUCUGUUUACAUCACCAUAUUUUACGCAUUUCGAGAGUUACGUUAUGAUUAUCUUUCUUCAAGUAUAACAUACUAAGAAAGAAUGAAAGAAAGAAAAAAAGAAAGAAAAAAAAGUAAAAAAAUUAAUCUAGAAUUUAGCAGGUUCGUUAUUGCAAAGAAUGGAUGGUUGUUAUUAUUUCUUACAGCAUUAUUAAACUUACGUUAUUUGUACAGAUUUUCGAAAAUUUCAUUGAUAAAAUGAGAAUCAUGGCACGAUAUAUAUAUAUAUACACAUACACUGACACACACACACACAUAUAUAUAUAUAUACACACACAUAUAUAUAUAUUUUUUUUUUUCUUUCAUGAAAAAUAAGUGUCUCCGAGAAAGGGGAAACGAAAAAGGAAGAAAGAAAAAGAUCACGCAAAUUCGUAGAUUCGAUGGUUAAGAAAAAAAAAAAAAAAAGAAAGAAAGAAAGAAAGAAAGAGAGAAAGGAAAGGUGUGCGUUAGUGCAUUUUUUCUAUCGUUGCAUUAUUAGAGAAGAAAAUAUAUUCUUCGAGAGUUUCAUGUAUUAAUUGAAUUGUAUUCAAAUAUCGUAAAGAGUUUAGCAUUAUUAAUGACGUUCGUCAAUGAGUUUUCGUUUGAGAAGACGGUAAGCUAUGGGCAUGUUAUAUAUAAACAAACAAACAAACAAACAAACAAAAUAAUAAUAAUAACAAGAAGAAGAAGAAGAAGAAGAAGAAGAAGAAGAAAGAACAAAAGAAAGAAUGAAACUGAUAGAUAAACGAAUAUACGCGAAAUUAAUCGUGGCGGCUAAGAUGGAUAUAUAUAUAUGUAUAUAUAUAUAUAUGUAUAUAUAUAUAUAUGUAUAUAUAUAUAUGUGUUGACAUAUAUAAAAGAGAUCGUUCGAAGAGAUACGAUUAAAUCUCACAUAAAUAAUAAUUAAAGAUCGAAAAGUGUUAUCGAAAGGUUUGUAGAAGUUAAAGCAGUAUUCUGCUAAUGUGUUUAGAACUAAAAACAGGGCUAGAGAGAGAGAGAGACAGAUAGAGAAUGAGAGAAUGAGAGAGAGAGAGAGAGAGAGAGAGAGAGAGAAAGAGAGAGUGAGACAGAUUUCGACGAUGAUUAGGAGCCGAGAGAGAUGACCGUAUCUCGCGCAGAUGUAUUAAAUCGUAAAAGUGCGUAAUAAUAAGAGCGAUUCGAAGUGAGUUUGUCGGCUAUAGUAAGAGAAACUCGGCAUAGGAAAAAAGAAAAUAAAAAAAAAGGAUCGUGGAUGAAAGAGAGAAAAACUACUAAAAAGGGGAUGUUAGAGCCAGCUAGCAUAGUUGUUAGUGUGCUGGAUGCAUUUAUAUUGUAUUGCGCGCGCGCGCGCGACAAGCAUGUACCGCGUAAUAAAUAUAAUAAGCAGCGUUUAAAUAAUCGUAAAAGCAAAAAAAAAAAAAGCAAAAGAAAAAAAAAGAAGUCGCGAAAAGAUGCUCAACCAACAUCUUACUCAUAAAUCUUUCGCGAGUCUCUGCAUGUAAAACGAAACGGUAGUCCGAAAUUUUUCGCGUUUUUUUUUUAUUUUUUUUUUUUUUUUUCUUUUUUAAUUUUCUUCUUUAUUUUUUUUCGUGCGGGUUUCUUUUCCUUUUUUUUUUUAUUUUUUUUUUCUUUUAUUUUUUUUUUUUUUCUUUUCUCCUCGUUUCGCGGUAUAUACUUGAUCAAAGCACGUAUUUGCAACAAAUAUAAACAAAGAUGAAGUAAGGUGAAGAGUUUGAGAGAAUAAAGAUUAGGAGUUAUACAGAUACAUAGCAUUUGACAUGGGAACGAAGCAAAAACAAACAUACAUACAUACACAUAUACAUACAUACAUAUAUACAUACAUACAUACAUAUAUACAUACAUACAUACAUACAUACAUACACAUAUACACAUAUACAUACAUACAUAUUAAUAAAUUAACUAACUGAAGCACCCACUGAUUUGAUCUUGACCGCUGAUGAUCAUCUGCCCCCUGACUGCUUCGAACGUUCAUAUUGAAAGAAAACAAAAAGACCAACUUUAAUAAUCGCUCAUUUUUUACAUCGUGACAAAUUUCGGAGGCGAACGGAAAGAUAUAAUUAUUAAUAUUAUUAUUAUUAUUUUCUAAUUUUCUUUUUUUUUUUUUCCCUCAUUUCUUUUACUUUUCCUACUUAUAUAUGUGUAUAUAUAUAUAUGUAUAUAUAUAUGUAUCGAUAUAUAUAUAUAUACACAUAUAUAUUUAUUUUGUUUUCUUUCUUCCUCUUUAUCUUUAUUUUUUAUUAUUAUUAUAUAUAUAUAUUUUUUUUUCUCUCUCUAAUACGUGUGGUUUACUUAGAAAGGAAAGACAGGCAAAGAAUAAGGAGAAAUAAUGUGCCGACAUUACCACAUAUAUAUACAUACAUAUAUAUAUAUAUUUUUUUUCUCCUUUUUUUUUCGUUUUACAUUCGUUGCCCUCCGAUCGUAUAAAGUACGGGCGCCAUUGUUUAUUUUUUCUUUUCUUGAUUUUUUUUUUGUUUUUUUUUUCCUGUUUUAUUUCUGUUUUUUGUCUUUUUUUUUUUUUUUUUUUUUUUUUUUGUUUUUUUUUAUACCUCUCUCUCACACAUCCAUCAACCAAACCUUUAUCUCCUCCCCCACAUUCUCCUUCGAAAGCCCCCCCCCUCUCCCCAAAUUUUCCCAAUCUCCCUUAGAUCCCUCGAAUUUUGUAAAUUGUGAUAUAAAUAAAUAACAAAUGUGUAUAGGUACGACGUGACAUCCGAUCGCGCGAAGAAGCGUAAAUUAAAAACGGAUAUUUUGUUUCUCACGGGAAUUCCCUCUUUUUUAACGGACUCUGUGUAUAUUGUAUAUUAUAAUAAUUACUAAUUAUAUUAAAUUUAAAUAUGUGGUUUACGUUCCCUAAAUAUGCUGCUGCUACUGCUGCUCCUCCUUCUCUUCUAUAUCCUUCCCCUACCCUCUUCUUCCUUCCUUCUCCUCUUUCUCAUUAAAGAAAAUAUGAAUGAAUGAGUUAACAUCAUACAUACAUAUAUAUGUAUAUAUAUAUAUAUAUAUAUAUAUAUAUAUGUAUAUGUUGUGUGUAUAUAUGUAUGUAUAUGUUAUAUAUAUAUAUGUAUAAGGUAUAUAUAUAUUCUCGUUCCUCUUUUUACAAUCCUUUUUAAUAAGUCCAAAUCUCGUACCAUAGAAAUUUUUUCCUUUCCCUAUUCCACGCAUCCCUUUUCUCAAAUGUAAAAUAUAAAUAUUUUUGACAAAAGUAUAAGCGCGUUAGGAAAGAAAAAAAGAAUGAAAAAAAAAUUCUCCUCCUCCUCCCCUCCCUCUCCUUUUCUAUUCCUCUCUUAUAUCUAGAAUUACUCUACCUUUUCCCUUCACCUCAUCCUAUGUCUUUCUUUUUCCAUCCACAUACUCUCCUAUUUAUCCGUCCUUUCCUAAUUUUCAAAUGAUUGCAGCGUUUACGGUAAUCUUCGAACGUAACUAAAAACUUAUUGUAUAUUGUAUAAACGAUAACCGCGUUCUUAAACAAACAAACAAACAAACAAACAAAAAGAAAAAGAUCGUCAGGAAAAUAAUGUGCACAAAAAAAAAAGGUGUGUAUGAUAUAUUAUUUCUGCGCCAUCUCCCCUCUUAUUUUUUCAUCCCCACCUCCCCUCUAUAUUCUCCAUGUAUUACCGGCACACUGAUUAUAUAAUUUUUUUUUUUUUCCCCCACUUUGUAUUAUAUUAUUAAUGACUAUAUAUGGAAUAACGACAAUUUGAAAUAAUAAGCCCGCCUCUCAGCUAUUUUCAUCGCGAUCACGAUGGCUACACCUUCCACAUUCAAGAUUUUAUAAUAAUAAUAAUAAUUAUAAUAAAUGGUAAUGAUGAGAUAGUGAUGAUGAUGAUGAUGAUGAUAAUGAUUUAAUAUUAAUAUUAAUAAUAAUAAUAAUAAUAACAAUAAUAACAAUGAUGUAUCAAAAAGAGAAAGAUUUUUAAACACCUUGUUAGUUUUUUUUUUUUUUCCACAAUAUUUUUUCGUACUUUCCAAACUCAUGUUUACUCUCUUUUAUUUUAUUUUUAAUAACUUAAAAGAGAGAGAGAGAGAGAGAGAGAGAGAAUUAAAGAGAUAGAAAGAGUCGAUCCAUUCGGAAUGUUUAUUUGAAAAAAUUAUCUAUCGAUCUAAGACAAUGAUGAUGAUGAUGAUGAUGAUGAUGACGAUCUUUCGUUUGUGAAAUGAAAAAUUUGUAAAAUAAUUACUCGCUCUCACUCGAAUUGUAUGUGGCUAAACUGAUCGUCAAUUUUUUGUUCUUUUAUAUAUAUAUAUAUAUAUAUAUAUAUAUAUAUAUAUAUAUAUAUAUAUAUAUAUAUAUAUUUUCUUUAACGUUCAACAAAGAGAAAGAUAAAGGAAGAAUCGGUAACACGGAUUUAAUUAAUUAAAGGUUUUUCUCCUAACACGUGUGAACACGUAUAAGUAUUGAAAAAGAAAGGAAGGAGGGAAGGAAGGAAAAAAAAGAGAAGAAAAAUGAAAAUGACGGGGACAGUUGGAUUAAUGAUAAAUAACAAAAAAAAAAAAAAAAAAGAAAAACGAAAGAAAAAUAAAUUGUCAAAAGGAUAGUGGCGAUCACCAAUGUAUAUUCGAUUGAGUUUCAUACUUGACUCUUACUACAAUGUACAUAUAAUAAAUAAAUAUACCAUUGAGAACGUAGGCUGUUGUCCGCGAUAAGUCGGUAUUUUUCACUCAUGAAUGACGAAGGAUAAUACGAGAGAAAAUAACUCUAUCUAUCUCGAGAGAGAGAGAGAGAGAGAGAGACGCGUAUGUUAUGAUUUUGUAUAAUAACAAAAAAAAAAAAAAAAGAAUAAGAAUAAACAAAAAAAGGAAAAAGAGCAAUUGAACAAAAGUAAAGAAAGGAAUGAAAAUGGAAUCGAGUAAGAAGUGGAAAUAAAAUAUGAGUAUUGACGAAAAAGAAUAAAAGAGGAAAAAUAUCGCAGCUUUCUUUGUAAAAUAUUGUAAAUAACGAUUUAUUAACGAAAAGUUGACAAAUUCUUAGGUACAAUCUCCCCACUCCCCUACGCCCAACCCUUCUCGCCCGUCCUCUUUCUUAGUCUUUCUCUUAUUCCCUCCCUUCCUCCCACUCCCCUUCCACCUUCAUCCCUUUGAAUAUGAGUCGAGAUGAAAUAAUCGUAAUGUACGUAUGCAUCGUCGCGAUCGAAUGAUAUAAAGAAAGUGAACGUAUAAAUAAAAGAGAAAUUUUAGGAUGAAAAUUAGGAAUGUUAGAAAGAGAGUGUGUGUGUGUGAGAGAGAGAGAGAGAGAGAGAGAGAGAAAGAGAGAGACAGUUGAACGAAUAAAACAAAAAUUGAUGAUGAAGCCACAUAGGAUUUUUGAGUAUGAACGUUUAAGAAAAAAAAAAAAAUUAUGAUCGUUGAUUAUAAAAAAUUCAAGAAGUGUAAAAGAAUAGAAAAUAAUAAAAGGAAUGAAGGGGUAUAUAUAAAUAUAUAUAUAUGAAACAAUGAUCCAUGUUUGAAAAUCGCUGAGAGUACGUGGCCAAUUUCGCGAUAACGAAUAAAUCAAAGUUGCAAAGAUAAAGAAAAAUUAUAAACUCUAAUAUAACGGAUAUUGAUCUAACGAGCUUUUCGUGAGAGAAUGAAACAAAAUGAAAAACGAAAUACGAAACAACAAUAAUAACAACAGCAACAGUAAUAAUAAUAAUAAUAAUAAAAAACAAAAAAAAACAGAACAAAACAAAAGCCGGUUAAACAACAAGACAUUCCAAACGCCACACUUGUACACCCUUUUUCUCGAGUCGCGACAGGAGAGACCCCCCGCCCCCCUUUUACCGUUUGAAAAAAAAAAAAAGAGAAAAAAUAAAACAAAAUAAAAUGAAA
Molecule: messenger RNA, 10732 nt
Organism: Vespa crabro (European hornet)
Lineage: Eukaryota; Metazoa; Arthropoda; Insecta; Hymenoptera; Vespidae
Gene: pum
Product: maternal protein pumilio
Exons: 15
Coding region: 1563-4787 (1074 amino acids)
Biological process (GO): post-transcriptional regulation of gene expression
Cellular component (GO): cytoplasm; nucleus
Molecular function (GO): mRNA 3'-UTR binding
Source: RefSeq, a predicted model, not a curated record